AGAAAAACUGCAAUUUGAAACUGCAUCAAAUGCAGUUUUAUCAGUUCCACGACUUAAAUUGCCCUAAAUUUACCAUUCAAAUCUCGAGGAGGACCAGGCAUUCGCAGGUUUAAUCGCGGUCUUGUAUUGACAUCUCUCACAAUGGGUGAAAAAUCAGUUUCCAGUCUUUGUCGUUCGUAGCCGAAACCUUCGCAUUCGUCAUGAUCAGAAUGUAACAACGUCUUCUCUCUUCUUUCUGGAUAACUGCACAUUACACGAACAGAAUUUUGUCUACACAGAAGUCCUGUAUCAACAGACGCAUGCGGGAAGAAUGAAUCAAGACAUUACCUUCUCCCUUUUGAACUUUUCCAAUCCAGGUGAAGUUAAAUCACUCCGAACAAAACCAUCCUCAAGUCAAUUUGCUAAACUGUCAUCAACCAAGAAGAAAAAAUCAAGCUCAACAAAAGAAAAUACUGGAAUGGACAACAAACUAUCCUCAAGUAGGAAUGUCUCAAAAAACCUGCUAGCCUCCUAUGAUAAAUCCAGUAUCAAAGGUAUUCUGAGAGAAAAAAAUAAUGUUCCAGAAAACUUUGAUCUAAAAAGUAAGCCAGUGGCACAUUCCCUCAGUGGUUCACCUCUCAAAAAAGUUACCCAGGGUGAAGAUGUCGUGGAUUUAGUUGGUGUGAAGUUUUGUCCAAAUCUAGACAUCGAAGAUCAAAGAAAGAUUAUGUUGAAGAGUAAAAAGGAAGAAAAUUUUAGAAUUGAAGUAAAAGGUGAAUAUCAUGUUGGUUCCAAAAAAACUGCGGUGGAUGAGAAGGAGUUGAAUAGCUCAGAAAGUCAAGGACUAUGCAGUCAGAAAGAUAUGAAUGAUCUCAAGAAAACUAACUCUUUAUCAACAUCUUUCAGCAGCCUUGACUCCAGUGAGCCCCGAGUUCAGAGAAGUGCGAACAGGAUGGCCCCUAGAAAACUCACUGAAAGUAUUAUUUCAAUAUCCAGCUCACCAGAAAAUGGAAAAUCGUUUUAUGAAUCCGUGGACUCCUUUUUUCCAGUUAAAUAUACAAGAACAAAGAAGCUUAUCUCAAGUACCCCCAGGUGCUCCGAUGCAUUUUUCAGCCCACCUGAUCAUUCUGGUGAAUUUGAAUCUGGGGUUUCGGGAAUAUCAAAAGAAAAUGUACUAGUGUCAAAGUGUGAUUUAAAUACUAGUCUUAAAACAGGUCGUGCAAAAAUUAGCUUUAGCAACUUUUGUGACGGACCUGAAAAAAAUUUAACGGAUCAAAGUAACAAAGAGAAUAUGACAAACUUAUCUCUCCAUAAGCGCAACAGUCUAAAUAAUUUGUGUAAGGAUGAGGAUGACAUCUUGAAAAAUUCUUUCAAUCAUAAAUUUGACAGGUCAUCGGUUGGAUUGAAUGCCGUUACAAAAAAGGUUGACAAAUUAGAUGUGUCAUCGAGCUCUUCAAGAAAAACUGAUGAAAUUUUUAUUUCUGAUGCGAAACUUGAUUUUUCAACUGUUACCUCAAAAAAAAACUCCCGAAUUGGUAACUCUGAAGAAGAUUUCAAUUUACAAUUUAGCUCAACUAAGAAAAAUUCUAAGAGUUUCAUUCCACAAAAAAAGAAAGCUGAUGAUCUGACAAGAUCCUCAAAAGAAAUUUCUAGACAAUUAAGCUCUGAAGAAAAGUUUGAUGCCUUGUUAAAGUCUGGCUCGCACCAAUCUUCCACUGAUUGUUCAGCAUCAAAUUCAUUGACCACUAAAAAUGUUUCCCAAGAUAAUCUAUCGCAAAGAUUUAAAACUUCUGAUGAGUCAAGAAUCGUGUUUGACACUCUAAAAUUUCGGGGAGUCACCGUUCGUCGCCAUCGAAGACAAAAAGUUCUUGGACUGCAAAAAGACUUCAUGUAUGAUUAUACCUCCUGUAGUAGUGAAGAAGAGGCGAAUGAAAAUUAUAAUCUACCCGUUUCAAAAUCAGUUUCUGCUCUUAGUCAUGAAGUUGAUAUUUCUAAUAACAUUUCGAUUCCUGCCAGUAGGUCACAUAAGUCUAAACAACUCAAAGAAAAUAGUAUCUGUACCUCAACCGCCUCCAAAACCCUGAAUAUUGAUGGUAGCCUCAAAAUGUCAACAGACAAUGUCAACUUGAGUUUGAAUAGUAUAUCAUCUUCUAGAGAAGUAAGUAGGUCCAAACAGUCAUUGGAAAUCUCAAGCAUUGACUUAACCUCUUCACCUAUGAAAAAGUCAUCAAACAGCCCAAAGCCAAGAAAUUCGUCUCGAGGUGUUAAGUUGGAUUUGCUCUUCCAGGGAAGCUCUAAAGUUGCCUCUGAUAGCGUGCGUCGAGGGAAGGUCAAGACAAAGCAGUUGUUAGAAUGUAGUAAAUCUUCCCUAGAAAAUUUCUCCGUAGACGAAAGUGUGGAGGAUUCAGGAAAGCAAAAAUCAGGAAGAAAUAAGUCAUCAAGUAUGGAGGUAUCGCAGUCUGAAUCUUUGCUUAAUGCUGAAAAAUUGCUAGAUGAAUUGUAUGGAACAACAUGGCAUGAAAAGAAAGAUACAAUUCUACCGCGGAGUACAGUCAAGAAGAAAUCCUCAAAACAGAAACCAAGUGCAGUCUCACGGCAGACACUAAAUUUUUCUGACGAUGAGGAUGAUGUAAAAAAGAAUCAAAAGAAAAUGAAUCGCAGGAAAAAAAGGGAUAGUUUUAUAAAUGAUGAUUCAUCAUCUAGUGAAAACUGUGAUUUAAAUUUUUAUCGAACUCUCACGAACAAAUUAACCUCCAGUAGCACCAAACUAAAACUGUCCAAGCCUUCAUUACGUUCAGAGGGUCUGCUAUUCAGUGACAGGAAAAAGCUAUCAUCAGCGUCCUCAUCGGAGUCUCUAGAAAUGUUAAACAUUUCGUCGAAAAAUAAAAAUGGUGGCAUAUUGAAGAAGGGAAAGGUGAAAAAAUCUCCUUCUUUCAUGGCAAGGAAGACAAAUGUUCUGACAUCAACUUUAAGUGAUAAUAAAGUUAAGAAACCUCCUAUUAAGAAGCUAACAAAAUCCUCUCCUGUUGGACGUCCAAUUGCCAAUGAUACAAGCUCAUCAGAUUCUGAGUCAGACAGUCAGGUGAAAGAUUUCAAAAAACCAAUUCCAAAGAAAAAUACAGCUCCAAUUAAAAAUACUCCUGCACGGCCAGAGCUGAAAAAGUUCAAAAUCACCCCAUCUAAAGCUCCCAAAGGAGAACAUUCAAAGCUUUCCUUCUUAGCAUCUUUGUCUGCCACUGUGGAUGAAAUCCAAUCCCAUCCAGAUGCUGUACCUUAUAAAAAGUUUUAUAAGACCAAGAAAGAAGAGUUAGCACGAAGAUUGCUUGUCUUGUACAAUAGGGAAGUAUUUGAAAAUCAACUCCCAGAUGACAUGUUAAUCCAGUGGAAUGCACGUAUGCGGUCAACAUCUGGUUAUUGUUGGAGCAAAAAAGUCCGCCGAACAGGGAUGGAAAUGGCCCGUGUGUGCCGCAUUGUUCUAUCAACCAAGAUUCUUGAUACUCCUGAACGACUCAGAGACACGUUGCUUCAUGAAUUGUGUCAUGCGGCAGCAUGGAUCGUCAAUGGUGCAACUGAUGGUCAUGGCCCUCUCUGGAAAGCAUGGGCAAAUAAAGCCAUGAGACGAUUCCCUGAAGUGCCUCCAAUCAAGCGCUGCCAUGACUACUCAAUCAAAACCAAAUUCACGUAUCGUUGCACUUCUUGCGGUUAUAGUAUUGGUCGACACUCCAAAUCUUUGGAUACAACUCGAAAACGAUGUGGCUACUGCUAUGGUGCUUUUGAACUCCUUGUUAACCACUCGAAGUCUAAUCGAAAAUCUGCCGAAAAUCUGAAAGCACCCCGAACUCCUGGCAAGUUUGCUAUGUUUGUCAAAGAAAAUUAUGGUGAGGUAAAAAAACAGAAUCUGACAAAAACGCAUGCCGAAAUAAUGAAGUUAUUGGGUCAGCAGUUCAGUAUUUUUAAGAAUCAAUCCGAAAAGAGACCAUGAACCCUGAAUUUUUCUGGUUCUCUCAAUUCACUUAUAUUUUUAUUUUUUUUUUUUUUAGUUUUUUUUUUUUUUAGAUCGGGAAAAAUUUUAUUUAAGAAUAAGUGGAGCUAAUUUCUAAUUUUGAUGUAAAUGAAACUGGUUUCAAUUUAGAACUGUUUUUAAAUUUAAUUUGGAGCGCUCAAGAAAAUCACGUAUUCACGUUUUUAAAAAAUCAAUUUGUAGGUGCCUCAAAAUCGACAAUUAUUUGAAUCGAGAGAGAAUACAUGAAAAUAGGCUGACAAUAAAGGUGCAACAAGAUUUCCCUUUUUUAAUUGAUGGUAUCAGUCAAAAAAUCAUACUUUAAUUAUAUCCUUUUUUAUUUGGUUAUACCAAGGCCCACUAUCUUGAAAUGACCCUCUCCAAACAAAUUUCCUCAUUGGUUCAAUUUGUUGGAAGUUUAAUGUUUAGUAACUCAAAAAUUGUAUGUAUAAUAAACUAAAACGAGUCUGACAUGUAACAAAACAGUGCUGAAUAGUUCACUGUCUCUAUAAAAAGCCCCUCUUGAGUUUAUAUUUAAAAGGACUAUUAAGGAAGUGCCCAGCACAGAUCUAUGGUUUUGUGUUAAUUAUAGGAAUCUGGUAAAUUCAAAGCAUUUCAAAUUUGGUUUUGUAAUUUUAAAACUGUGACAGAAAGAGACCUUCAUCCUUUUCGAACGAUAGGCCACUGAAAAGAGGCUGCUGCCUAAUGAUAUAGUCAGUCCUAUAAGUCUACCAUUUUGUAAUUGGUGUACUGUAUUUGUCCUCAAGUACUUCUUCAUUGCUUUUCAAACACCGAACCAGAGAAAUCAAUCACUUUCACACAAUAAUCUCAAUAAUUAAUUUUAUUAGAUCAAUUGCUGGUUUUCUUGAUUGGCUAAAUUAUACAAGUUGGUUUUUCAUAUUUUCCCUGGUUCAAAAGAUAGAACAUAAGCUAUUUAAAUGAACUACACUCCCUGAUAAAAAUUGAAAGUAACACUUAACAAAUGUAACUGUUUAUGCGAAAUUAAAAGAACACUUCUUACAAAACACAUACUACACUGUGCAAGAAUUUUUAAAUUUGUAAUUGUAUUUGUUUGUGGAAAAACUUUACGGAUUUUUUAUGAUUCCUAUCAUUUCAUCUGGCAGCUUUUAAAUCUCAAGCAGAUGGCUGCAUUUGAGUCUCUCAACGACAAUAUAUCUCCCGAGGGCCCUAGUUUCUACUAGAGACAGUUUUUCUUCGUAAUCAUAUGUUUUUUAAAUCUCAGCCUUUGUCGCAAUGUAUCUUCGCAAAGAAAGAGUAACUGAAUGAUCUCUAUACAUGACUUAGCGUUGCUUACUUAUUUUACUUUAUAUUACUUUUAUACGUUGACCUUUAAGCUUUAUAACUAGUGAAAAUCCUAAAAUACAGUGCCUUAUAUUAGGACAGCUUUGUAAAGUAUCAAUUUCUCAGAUUUUGCUGAAGGAUGAUUGUGGAAGUUUUAAUUCUUAAAUUAGGUUUAAAACCGUUAGUCUUUGUGACCAUUUUCAAAGUUUAGAUUAAAGGUCAUCUAAUAAUUAUUAUUAUUUAUUUUUUUAAAGAAAUUAUUUAUAUUCUCAAAGCCUGAAACAAAUAGGUCAUGUAAUUAUGAUUAUUUAUAUUUUUUCAUUAAAUGUUUUAUUAAUUUAUGUGUAAUUUUCCUAUGUUCAUUCAGGUAAUUAUUUGUCAAAAAUUUUAUUCCAUUGCUGUUUAAGAUGUUUUUUACCAAAUGAUUGAGGCGAGCAAACUUCUCAAGAUUUGCAAUUUACAAUUCAAAACGUAAAUAAUUUACCAAAAUAAGAUAAUGAAAUUUCAUUUACUUUACUUAAUUCAUGUAUGUAUUUAUGAGUCGUUUGUACGGUGCGCUAGGACGCUCUGUGACAUCUAUCCGCCACAGGAAUCUGUCAUGGUGGAGAUUCUCCAUCUUUGAUUUACUAUAAGUUUAAAAUUCAAUUUUCUUUUGACAAACUCAGUUCGACAAAUGAUGAAGUUAGCCCGGAGUGUGAGGUUUAUUCCUCACUGUCAUAAAAGUCAAGUCUAAGUCUAAGCCACAGUAAAAACUGCAGGUUGAUCAUUGAAAGAUUAUUGCAGCACAUUGAGACAUCAAAAUGCAACUUAUUGCAUGGUUGAGAUAGGGCUAUGUCUUGUCCAUAGUAUUAACAUAUCAAUGGUGAAACUGCAGAAAUAUGCAUUUCGGUUUGCGGCAUUGCAAACUUCCGGUCAUACUUCAUUUCAUACAUGGAAAACUACUAAACGUCAUCUCUUGAAAAUUUUCCUGAUUUUUCUUCCCAAUGCAAAGAAUAAUUAACAAAAAUUUCAAUCCAUGAUGCUGACUUAGUAUCAUUUCAAAAAACAGAAUAGGAGCGGAGAUUUUGAAACAUCGAAA
Messenger RNA from Bemisia tabaci, 6359 nucleotides. RefSeq lists its product as uncharacterized. The record is from RefSeq and is a predicted model, not a curated record. NCBI's taxonomy places the organism in Eukaryota, Metazoa, Arthropoda, Insecta, Hemiptera, Aleyrodidae. Gene Ontology annotation, cellular component: nucleus.